AUGGCAAAGGAAUUAUCUAGAGCAUACAAGCACGUCGAAGAAGUUAUUGACCAAAUUAUCAAUGGCGACAAUAAACUGAUUUUUCCUGAAUCUAUAUCAGACGGUUCAGUAUAUGACAACGUUGUUUCUGAAUCAUGUGAGAGAACAUUCGGGUUUUUGCGUUUAUCUGAUUCCAAUCAGACUGCUAACAACAAUCGUUUAUCACAGAUGCAUGGAUUACAACAAAUGGCAUAG
Molecule: messenger RNA, 234 nt
Organism: Rotaria sordida
Lineage: Eukaryota; Metazoa; Rotifera; Eurotatoria; Philodinida; Philodinidae
Source: the annotation of a GenBank genome assembly